AUGGCCGACCAUUAUCAACAAUAUGCAACCGUACCUCAACCGGUGGAGACUUACGAAACCGCCGCCGAGUGGCUAAUUUCACAACUCUCAGGCAAUAUUUUGGCGAAACGUGAUGUCUUUAAGGUUGCGGUGCAUCAGGCGAACAGGGAAUUGGGCCAGGAGGCGGGACAAAAGUUCACUCUCACACUCUUCACCCAAGCAGAAGAUUACCCUAGGCACAACCCUACCUUGAAAAUCCCAGUGACUGGAAUUAUCAAAAGUCGACUUAUGGGCUUAGCUAGAGAGAAAGGCAGCCGUGUUGAUUUUAACGGCCUAGGGAAACACAUAACGGCCUGGAUUGUGGAGUUGGAAGCUCCCCCUCCGGUCCUGCAUCUGGCAAUCAACCCAGCUCUCGACGUGGUUCCCACUCGGGAUUUCACUCUUCUUUGCACCCCGGAUCCCACCAUCAAUCGCGAGGUAUCUCACAAUUUCAUUCUGACCCUGUCUCCCCGCAACACGGUUCCCACCAUGGAUCCCUGCCUCACUCCCAACAUUCUUCUCACCCAGGUUCAGAACGUGGCUCUCGACGCAGCUCCGUAUCUCACCCUCUACCUCCUUCUAGAGCUGGCUCCGAAUACGGUUCCCCAUCUCCUUCCCAAGCUGGUCCCGACGACCCCUCAUCGACCACAAAACGUCGGCGAUCUUCUAGCACCAGUAAUAAGAUGGCAGGAUUUUUUGGAGGCAAGAAACCCAAGGGGAAAUAGGAAUCGUGUGAGAUAA
Molecule: messenger RNA, 759 nt
Organism: Hyaloscypha bicolor E
Lineage: Eukaryota; Fungi; Ascomycota; Leotiomycetes; Helotiales; Hyaloscyphaceae
Exons: 2
Coding region: 1-759 (252 amino acids)
Source: RefSeq, a predicted model, not a curated record